Molecule: messenger RNA, 393 nt
Organism: Lathyrus sativus (Indian pea)
Lineage: Eukaryota; Viridiplantae; Streptophyta; Magnoliopsida; Fabales; Fabaceae
Source: the annotation of a GenBank genome assembly
AUGGCAACAUCUAUGAUGACAACUCUCCCUCAAUUCACUGGUCUUAGACCACAAUUGAAACCUUCUCCUGUGCAGGGUUUGGUUGCUUCCCAAUCGAUGACAAAGCGCAGGGGAAAGGGUGCUUUGGGAGUUCGUUGUGACUAUAUUGGUUCAUCCACUAAUGUGAUUAUGGUGGCAUCUACAACCCUAAUGCUGUUUGCUGGAAGGUUUGGAUUGGCUCCGUCAGCAAACAGGAAAGCAACUGCUGGACUAAAGUUGGAGGCAAGGGACUCAGGCUUGCAGACCGGUGACCCAGCUGGGUUCACCCUUGCUGAUACUUUGGCAUGUGGAAGUGUUGGACACAUCAUUGGUGUUGGUGUUGUUCUUGGUCUUAAGAACAUUGGUGCAUUGUAA